This is a messenger RNA of Bolinopsis microptera, 1166 nucleotides long. RefSeq lists its product as uncharacterized. The record is from RefSeq and is a predicted model, not a curated record. Bases 506 to 1048 code for a protein of 180 amino acids. The transcript has 3 exons. Lineage: Eukaryota; Metazoa; Ctenophora; Tentaculata; Lobata; Bolinopsidae.
GAGAUGGAGACAGAGCUUGAAGAUGUCAACACAAGGCUGAAUUCUACUAUCAGUCAGCUAGGAGAGACACAAAAGAAAAAAGAUACGAUGGAGACAGAGCUUGAGGAUGUCAACACAAGGCUAAAUUCUACUAUCAGUGAGCUAGAGGAGACACAAAAGAACAAAGAUACGAUGGAGACAGAGCUUGAGGAUGUCAACACAAGGCUGAAUUCUACUAUCAGUGAGCUAGAGGAGACACAAAAGAACAAAGAUACGAUGGAGACAGAGCUUGAGGAUGUCAACACAAGGCUAAAUUCUACUAUCAGUGAGCUAGAGAGACACAAAAGAACAAAGAUACGAUGGAGACAGAGCUUGAGGAUGUCAACACAAGGCUAAAUUCUACUAUCAGUGAGCUAGUAGAGACACAAAAGAACAAAGAUACGAUGGAGACAGAGCUUGAGAUGUCAACACAAGGCUGAAUUCUACUAUCAGUGAGCUAGAAGAGACACAAAAGAACAAAGAUACGAUGGAGACAGAGCUUGAGGAUGUCAACACAAGGCUAAAUUCAACUAUCAGUGAGCUAGAAGAGACACAAAAGAACAAAGAAAAGGUGGAACAGAAGCUGGAUGAGAUCUCUUCCAGACUAAAUUCUACUCUUGACGAGCUAGAGGAGAUGUCGGGCAGUGAAUACAGAACAUGGGACUGGAACAUCUUCCUUUCGGAAGAAUUCCUGAACCGGACCUUCACAACUGAAGACGCUCAACUUCUUCGUUCAAGCUGGGAAGAUGCAGCAGAGUGGCUGGUGGGAUACACGAUCACAGAUAAGUUGAUAAAAAUAUUGGACCUGUUUGACUCCGUUGAAAACAGACCCUGGUUGAUGCUGUACUCGGAGAACUACAUAGACAAACUUUUCACGAGGAACAUGGCCAAGAGAUUAGCAAACAUUUGGGAUGGCAUCAGUGGGAAGAUGGUUGGUGUUACGAUGACUAAAGAGGUGAUUGAGCUCCUUAAUCACAUAACUGACAAGACCAACUGUGGCAAUGGACAUUCUCCUGAUACUAGUCCAUAGUUACCACACUUCGCUAUUAAUGGAGUAAUGGACGGUUAUAAUAGCUGUUUUAAUUCUGUUUACUACACAGAGCAGGGAACUUUGUCAUUUUAGACACUGUUUUUCUAUUAUUUUUCGA